Molecule: messenger RNA, 579 nt
Organism: Rotaria sordida
Lineage: Eukaryota; Metazoa; Rotifera; Eurotatoria; Philodinida; Philodinidae
Source: the annotation of a GenBank genome assembly
AUGGGCAAUCGAAGCGAUAGAAAUCAAACUUUAUCCGAUUAUGAUACAUUGAUUUUAAGUCAACAAACUCAAUUACCACCACAUAUUCUUCAACAACUUUAUGAAGCAUUUAUGGAACGAGCAGGACGUGAUGGACGUAUGACAAUAAGUGAUUUUAAAAGAGCCUAUACAGAAAUAAAUCCAAAUGCAAAUAUUUAUAACCUUGAUGAAGAUGCAGAACGAAUUUUUAUUAUGUUUGAUAUGGAUCGUAAUGGUGUUUUGACAUUCAAUGAAUUUAUGUUAGCGUAUAUUCUCUUACAACGAGGUGGUGAUGUUCCAGCACUUCGUUGGCAAUAUGCAAUGAACUCUAUGCCUAUUAGUGUUCUCUCUAGACCUGGUCUAUUGAAUGCUGCUGAAGCACUUCUACUUCUUCAAUAUAUGAAUCAAUUUUAUCAAAUACCAAAUUUCGAUCCAAUUAUGCAACACAAUUUUAUUUGGGAUCAAUUAGCGCCUCAAAUGGAUCCCAAUGGUUAUGUACCACAAGCAGAAUACCUUCGUCUUUUGUCGGCUCAACCUCAUAUUCAACCAUAUAUUUGGUGA